CUGUAGCUACUAGCUAGUAGUCUGCCUGUUUAUAUGCUUUGCUAUUUGGCUACUAAUUCAUGGUAUAACGGAAUAAUGGUAGCUAGCUGUUAACGGUUGUUUGUUGAUUCAAUUGUUCAAGUACUAGAGAAGAGAACCAAUAUAGCUAGCUGUUUAUUUAAGAUUAAUCCAGUAUUAAUUGCCAUUCUUGUUUGUAGAAAUGAAGAGAAAGAGAACUUUGCACAAUUGUAGAAAUGAUGUCAUUUUGAUAGAAAUGUCUAACGUUUGAUAUUUUUCAAAUAAUUCCAAAAAAUUAUAGUAAAUACUAUGUGUGCCUAGUAGUAUUAUGGACAAUUUUGAGCUAAUAUGGGCUACAAGAUUUUGAGACAUUGGCUAUUUUGCUGAACAGAAGCAAAUUUUGGUUCAAAAUUUAACAUUUCCAAAAAUUCUGAAACAAUUCUAGUAAAUAAUACAUGUUCCCAGUAGUAUUCUGGCAAAUUUUAACCUUCUUUGGACAAAAUAAUUGUGAGCCAGUGGCUUUUUUUUCACACUGUUAAUUUUGAGCUCGCCCUCGAUUUUCUUCCAAGAUUCGCCACUGCUCAUCUCGAUCCUCCAUCUACCACCUUGAUAGCAAAGGGAACUGAGAGGACAUGUCGGGUAGAUCCAAGUGCCUCCCGAGGUCAUUGUUUUGCCAAGAGCCCAAUCCACCAUGACACCACAAGCGACCGACCUCCGCCAUGGAUGGAAGCAACAGUAGGAGACUGACCACUAGGCGGCUCGCCCACUCCAGUGACGUGCACUCUAACAAAAAAGGAAACCCCAAGGCCUUUACAUCCCUAUAUCUACCAUAUUCACGACCAACCGAGCUCCCCUCUCAUCCCACUUCGGACAACAAAGUUGUCGAAGGAGGAGACGCUCAAGGGAAAGGGGUCGAGUAGAGAGAAAGAGGAGAAUGAGAGGCCCCUCAAAUCAAUCUUUCAUACCAUCUUCUUCUAGUGAUCCACCUUUUUACUUUGCUCAAUCGCCCCUCUCUCGCGGGCUAGAGCCGCAGUCAUGCCACCUUGUAUUGAUACAAUGGCAGUCACUACCAUUCCUCUAGUCACGAGCAUGAGUCUCUCUCCUUUUUUUUCUUGAGCAACUGCAUGAGUCUCUCUCCUACGUUAUAUCCAACUCUGCGGAGCUACAGGGAGCCAGGGUGGACUGCGGCCCACCCUGGGAUUUCGUUCCGGCCUAUUUACUUAUCAUAUAUCUAUAGAGAGAUGGCCCAUAGAAGGAAAAAAAUUGGCCCAACAACACUCUGCGGUUUGACCCAAAACAACCCACGCCAGACCCAGACACCACGCACAGCCGUCCUCCCCGGCCCGACGCCCAGCCGCCGGCCGCCCCAUCCCCGCCUCUCCCUGCGUCGCCGUCCUCCCCGGUCGCCGGCCGCCGAACCGCCUAGGAGGCUCCUCCGCACCUGCCUCUCGGUCGCGCCCUCGGCGCCAGCUGCGCCACUGCCCCCGGCGGCGACCCUGCUACCCAAGUGCCCUGCCCCAGCCGCCUGGCACCCCUGCAAGCCGGCGGCAAUCGCCCACCGCCCAGUCUGCACUGUGCCACUAGGCUCGGCCUGAUUUGAGCCGCCAGGUGCGCAAGGCGGCGACCUCGGACCUCCUGACCUCGCGGCAGCUCGCGCCAGGUGCUGGUCUCCGACGGCUGGCAACACCGCAGUGCUGCAGGAUUCCAGGGUGAAAGCAGCAAGCGUUCCCUCCUCUUCGGCGUCUUCAUCCCUGCCACUCUGCUCGUCCGCGAUUACAAGGGUCAAGCUGCUGUGAGAUGGAUAUUUUGUACCUAUGCAAGGAUGUCUUAAAGAUUCAGAAGUUUAGGCGACUGGCGUCUUAUGCUGGAUUCUAUUCGUUCACUACCCUCGUUACCUAUGCUUACACAAGCAAUACGACAAGGGCUGGCAUUUCGAGGGCUGAUCAGUAUUAUGCCGCCUACCCUUCUGGUACCGACCUGCUGACUGAUACUGCAAAGCUUUACAAGGCUGCGUUGGGUAAUUGUUUCGAAAUAGACGACUGGGGUCCAAUAGAAUUCUCCAUCAUGGCAAAGCAUUUUGACCGGCAAGGCAAACCACCAUAUGCUUACCAUGCUCAAUACAUGUCACACCUUCUAUCCCAUGGCCAGCUCGAUGGAAGUGGUUAACUGCAGGGAUGUGUUUUGUUAGAUUCUCUUGAGUCUUCAUUGUAGUCCUUCAGUUAUUUGUAAGAAAGAGAUGGCUCACUGAAAUGUUGAAUUGUUCUGGCCUGUGACGAUGGAUGGUCAAAAUCGUAGACGCUGAGCUGUUGCAAUAUCAUUGGUAGUCAAAACUGUGCGGAAUUUCCCCAUGAAUAAUAUUGGUUGCACCUAGUUGAAGCAAGCAUUGGUGAUCUCUUA
Molecule: messenger RNA, 2394 nt
Organism: Triticum urartu
Lineage: Eukaryota; Viridiplantae; Streptophyta; Magnoliopsida; Poales; Poaceae
Source: RefSeq, a predicted model, not a curated record